Messenger RNA from Penicillium longicatenatum, 648 nucleotides. RefSeq lists its product as uncharacterized. Bases 1 to 648 code for a protein of 215 amino acids. Lineage: Eukaryota; Fungi; Ascomycota; Eurotiomycetes; Eurotiales; Aspergillaceae. The record is from RefSeq and is a predicted model, not a curated record. The transcript has a single exon.
AUGCUCGCCUUCCUACCUCUACUGCUGGCUUUCAGCAGCCUCGCCACAUCAGCUGCGAUUCCAUAUUCCCCGAUCUCAAGGUCUCCAGACUCAUCCGUAUCGCACUCAACUCGAGAGUCCACCGACUCAUCUCGGGUAUCCGCCCAAUCAGCCUACCAGAACGCGGAAGCUCAUAGUCUCCCCCAAACAACCCCUUACUACUUCCCUGAAACCAUGCCCGACAACGAUGAAAUCGAUGAACGAUUAAUUGCCCUACGCGAAGCUGGCUUCGCUGGCGCGGCCUUAUCUGAGAAGGAAAGCGAAACACCGAUGCACCGAAACCAGGCACAUGGCCAACCCCAGCAGUCAAUCGGCACGCCGGAUGUUACAACGAUCGACACUCCUCGUGCACGGAUGCUUAUUCUUCCUGAUCGGGAUUCGAGUGCCGAGCUAGCCCAGUCGCUAGAGAGCUCGUAUUCUCCCCGUACUGCGGACGAAUUUCAGAAAGAUCCAGUGAUUGGCCAGGCCCUUCGAAUUGAUUGGGUCACCUCCGAAGCCCCAAUCCUCAUUGCUACACCCCCAAUUGUACCAUCAAUGAUUUUCCUCUUCUUUAUCGCUGCUGUCCUGUGUAUCGCCACUGUGGUCCGCGGUGUACGUCACCGACACUGA